AUUGUGAAAGUUCAAAUAUUCAUCGCAGAUAUUAACGACAAUGCACCAUACUUUGAUCAGAAACGAUACGAGGGUAAAGUUGCGGAGAAUGCGGAAAUUAAUCAAGAUGUGAUCACUGUGAAGGCGCACGAUCUCGAUAGAUUGUCGAAUUUGAAAUACGAUCUGUACGCAGUGCACGGUGGACGUAUACCGUUUGGAGUGAGAACGGAUUCGGGUGCUGUUUUUGUGAAGGAGCCACUUGAUUAUGAAAAGGUAAUUGCGGUGGAUUAUUUGGACAUUUCAGUCACCUCUGAGUGUUUUUUAUUAUCUUGA
Molecule: messenger RNA, 312 nt
Organism: Anisakis simplex (herring worm)
Lineage: Eukaryota; Metazoa; Nematoda; Chromadorea; Rhabditida; Anisakidae
Source: the annotation of a GenBank genome assembly